CGGCAUUACUGACUGACCGUCGCGGCGGCAGGUUGAGUUCGCGCUUAGGUACAGAAGUCGCAGGGCUGAUAUCGGUCUCUUUACGUAUGUCAGUGUCAAAUUCACGGUAUCCGUGACGGAAAUCUUAGUGCGCUUGAAUAAAGUCGUAUUCUCUUAUGUUUCAAAAUAGAUAACAGCUUACAAACACAUUCAGAAACUAAAUAAAUUGUAAUUUCAGGAGAAACCUAGAGAAAAGAAACAUACAAGAAAGUGUCCUCGUUGUGGAGCUUACAUCCGCAAAGUGAUAUCAGUGUCUUAUCGCGGCCUUAUCAGAGUGACGCCAGUUCGGUUGUGUUCGAUAUGAAAUUGCUAUGUGUUUAAACCGAUUGAGCGCGAGUUUGUUCGAGUCUCACUGAAAGUUGACCAAGUGUGUUAGUCAAGAUGAUGGCCGACGGAUAUAUUAUCGGAGACGGGUCCUGGAACCUGCGGGUCUAUGUGACAGACCUCCAGGUGGAGAGAUGUCUUAGAGUCAAGGGAGAACUGCACAUCGGUGGAGUCAUGCUGCGGCUUGUGGAAGAUCUAGACAUCGCCAUGGACUGGUCGGACCAUGCGCUGUGGUGGCCCGGUCGCAACACUUGGCUGACCAGGACCAGAUCCACCUUGGACCAGUACGGUGUACAGGCUGAUGCAUUACUACACUUCACCCCGAUGCACAAGACAUUGCGGGUGCAACUGCCUGACCUGCGCUACCUCGACUGCAGAGUCGACUUCUCCAUCAAGACAUUCAACUCUGUCAUCAACCUGUGUAAAGAACUUGGCAUUCGUCAUCCAGAAGAAAUGUCAUUUUGCAAGCCUUUGGAGCCCAACCAUCUCAAGUACAACCUGAAGGACAUGCCUCACAAGAAGAAGGAGAUAAAUGGGAAACUUCCUGCUGACACAAACACAUUCAUCGCUAACCAGAGCCCUGCAGGCUCCACCGGGUCCUUGGACAAGAGUGGGACAUUCAUGUGUGCCCCCGUCACCCCCCGCCAUCACACCUCCACCCCCAUCAGCUCUCCCAUGGCUACUUCUGGUGGGACAUGGAAGAGGAACAACAACACAGAGUUUAAUGGCAGUUACUCCCCGGCUCUCAACGGCACCGUGACAUCUAUAGAGAUGCUCAACGGUAGCCUAGACUCAUCCCUGGCCAACAGUCCGACACCUAGCCCGCAGUCUCGCGCAUCCCUACUGCGACCAAAGAGUCUGGUGGAGAAGGCCAGGAUGAACGUUGGGUGGUUAGAUUCAUCAUUAUCAAUUAUGGAACAAGGUGUGAGAGAAUUUGACACUCUGAGACUACGGUUCAAGUUUUAUUCAUUUUAUGACUUGAAUCCCAAAACGGAUGCUGUAAGAAUCAACCAGAUCUACGAACAAGCCAAGUGGAUGCUACUCAACGAUGAGUUAGACUGCACAGAAGAGGAAGCUCUAAUGUUUGCGGCACUCCAGGUGCAAGUGAACCUACAGUCAGGAGUCCCUCAGCCUAACAUGGACAGUAGUUCACUUAUAUCUGCGGCUGAUGAUGAGAUUGAUGCUGCAUUGACAGAUCUUCAGGUAUCUCUUGAAGGAUCUCACAUUUCCAACGUCAAUGACAUUACGCAAGUCCCUGAACUCUACGAUUAUCUGCGUUUCCUGAAACCCAAGAGAUUCACUCUGAAGGCAUUCAAACGGUACUGGUUCACCUGUCGUGACAUGCGGUUGCGACUGUACAAGUCUCGGGAGGAGAGUGGUGCUGGGGUUCCUCCUGUCAUGGAGGUCAACCUACGAGGCUGUGAAGUCACUCCAGAGGUCAACCUCUCACAGGGCAAGUACGCUAUCAAGCUUGAGGUCCCCAGUCCUGAGGGCAUGAGUGAGAUGUGGAUACGAUGUGACUCAGAGAGCCAGUAUGCCAAGUGGAUGGCAGCAUGUAGACUAGCUGCCAAGGGAAGGUCUCUAGCUGAUGCUUCCUAUGAAGCAGAGGUAGCGUCCAUUCAAGCCUUCCUACAGAUGCAACAUCCAGCUCCUACACCAGCCAUCAACCCCGCAUCACUGGACAUCACGCCUGAGGACUACGUCAGCCCGAGAUAUGCCAAGAAACUAAAGGGCAAGCUUGUACAGAGGAUUUUGGAAGCCCAUGCCAAUGUGAAGGACUUGUCACUAGUGGAGGCCAAGAUGAACUAUAUCAAGGCUUGGCAGUCUCUGCCAGACUUUGGCAUCUCUCUGUUUGUCAUCAAGUUCAUGGGACACAAGAAGGAGGAGUUGUUGGGAGUUGCAUUCAACAGACUCAUGAGGAUGGACCUGAGCACAGGCGAUCACAUCAAAACCUGGACUUACAACACAAUGAAGGCAUGGAAUGUUAACUGGGAAGUAAAGCACAUGAUGGUGCAGUUUGAAGAGGGAAACAUCAUAUUUGCUUGUCAUUCAGCAGACUGCAAAGUAAUCCAUGAAUUCAUCGGAGGAUACAUUUUCUUGUCCAUGCGAUCCAAAGAGGCCAAUCAGUCUCUAAACCAAGAGCUUUUCCAUAAACUUACAGGUGGAUGGGUAUAAGAGUGACAGAGGAAUAAUGUUCUUGACAAAUAUUAUUCUUUUCAAUAUUUACAUUUAAAUAAUAAUUUUAAUAUCAUUACCUGAACUAUCCAGUUCAUUAAGAGCUUAAAAACAUAAGUAAAUGUGUAGGGUUUGAUUUAGUAGUAUUGAAAAGCCUUCAAUAGUUGUUGAUAAUGUUAUUAUUGGAUGUUGAGAAAUGGUUAAUCUGAAAUGGUUUUUAUAAUGCUUAUGUUGUGACUGGAAUUACAUUUCUGUAUAAUAUGUUGUACAAGUACAGCUUGGGCACAGGUUUAUUGGAUUUGUAGGGGUUGUUUCAUAGGAUGUCUUUGUACUUUUCAAUCAAGACGUUAAACAAUUAAAAUAAAAUUUUAAAGUUGUUUAUUAGUCUGUCUAGGUUCAAUAAAUGUUAUUCCAGUUAUGACAACACUUUUUUGAUUAAUGAAUGGUGAAUAGAAUGAUGGAAUUGUGUUGUUUAGGUAAACUUGUAAAUGUUGUAAAUUGUGUUUUAUUGUAAAAGGUAUUUGUUAUUGAUAUUUUUAUUUUAUCUUUGAAGAGUUUUAAUAUUUUAAGAUGCUUGUAAAUAAUGAAGAAAGUUACUACUUACCUAGUAACACUAAUUUUAUGAGGAUUUACAGUGUGUGUAAUUUUACACAGUUUAUCAUAUCCGUUUUAGAAUAGCAUGAUUAAAAUUAAUACUGCUUUAACAAUUACUAUGUUUUAAAAGAGUUUGUUUUCAAAGUGUGUAACAAUAUUUGACCAAAUAUAGACUUUACAGUUUAAUAAAUAUUAAAAGUUACUCCAUUCAUUGCUUUAUUUAUGAUAUAUAUAUACAUAUACCUUGCUGUUUAAAUCUCAGUGCCUUAACUAAUUCCAAAAUAUUUUAAUUAUGAUGUUUACUUUGUUUAUGAGGUUAUUUCUGUUCCUCGUCCCCAACUUAGCUAUACUUAGGUUCUCCCUUAUGUCAAUUUUUUGUUAAUUUGUAAAAAUAAAAAUAUUGUUAGUCAUAACCAUAAUUUAGUUAGCAUGUCUGUGUAAUCUAGAAUAGAUGUAAUAUAGCUCUUUGUUUAUGUGAAUAUUUGAAGUUAAAACACAAACGUUUGUCUUCCAACCUACAGAGCAGGCCUUAUAUUACAAAAACUAAUUUGUAGAUAUUUACACAUCAUAACAUAUUUUAUGGUUUUAGAAAUGCAAAUUAUUGCAACAACUAUUAACUUUUUGAAUUUUACUACAUGUGCCUAUAAUUAACUGAAUUAUUUAAUUUAAAAUCUAAAUGCUUUAAGUAUUUUACUGACAGUUUGCAGCUAGGCAUUUUUUGAACAGAAUAGUUGUUUUCCUCUAGUUUUCAUGACAACUCGAUUGUAAAACUUUUGUAAUUUGUAAAACUCGAUGUGAUAAACUACUUUGAUAUGAACCUUACGUCACCAUUGAUUGUGACGUUUAAUGUUUGGAUUUGACACAAUCAAAACCAGUGGCCCAAAAACUAACUGUAUUACUGUAUAAAAUAAGAGAUACAUUUUGAUUGUGUACUAUAUUGUAUAUGUGUAAAUACAUUUAAGAACACAUUUGUUCUUUCGAGUUAAAAAGAAAAGUAACUUAAUGUUGAUUAAAUUUUCAAAUUAAUUUAUUUUCAUGGGAAUUUGUUGCCUGAAGGAUUUAUUACUGUAAUCAAGUUUUAUAUUGUUAAAAUUAAUAAAUAGUUACUAAUGUGUA
Messenger RNA from Macrosteles quadrilineatus (aster leafhopper), 4248 nucleotides. RefSeq names its product unc-112-related protein-like. The transcript has 10 exons. Lineage: Eukaryota; Metazoa; Arthropoda; Insecta; Hemiptera; Cicadellidae. Gene Ontology annotation, molecular function: integrin binding. Gene Ontology annotation, biological process: integrin-mediated signaling pathway; cell-matrix adhesion. The coding region runs from base 421 to 2538 and encodes 705 amino acids. The record is from RefSeq and is a predicted model, not a curated record. Gene Ontology annotation, cellular component: cell-substrate junction.